Molecule: messenger RNA, 742 nt
Organism: Papaver somniferum (opium poppy)
Lineage: Eukaryota; Viridiplantae; Streptophyta; Magnoliopsida; Ranunculales; Papaveraceae
Product: protein DOWNSTREAM OF FLC-like
Exons: 2
Coding region: 101-601 (166 amino acids)
Source: RefSeq, a predicted model, not a curated record
ACUUAAAUAUCCCUACUUUGCGACAACACAAAAGUUAUCACUCUCUCGCUCUUCUCAGUGACUGUGGGUAAUUUGUUGAGUAGACUUCCAAAAAAGAAAAAUGGCUUCUUCUGCAAUGAAAUUUCUUGUGUUGUUUGCUAUUUGUGUUCUUCCUGCUUUUGUAAGUGCCACUGCUAGACCCGUUAAAACACCUCUCACUGUCUGUGGUAAGGUUUAUUGUGAUACUUGCAGAGCCGGAUUCGAAACCACUGCUACCACUUUCAUCGCAGGUGCCAACGUUAUGUUGGAAUGCAGAGAUAGGAAAACAAUGCAGGUGCAUUACACUGCAAAUGGAGUAACAGACUCGACUGGAUCAUAUGAGAUCACAGUUGCUUACGACCAUGGUGAUCAUCUAUGUGAAGCCUCACUAGUUAGCAGCCCAGAUGCAGGCUGUGCUAAGUUUGCACCAGGACGUGAUAGGUCAGUCGUAAUCCUCACCAGCAACAAUGGUGUUGCCUCGACUAUCCGAUAUGCUAACAACAUGGGAUUCAUGGCUGAUCAACCAAUGAGUGGCUGCGCUCAGGUUCUCCAACAGUACUUGGAAGCUGAAGAAGACAUCUAAAUGUUAACAAGCACAGAACUUCUCUUUCUCAUUGAGGAUCACUGUGGGAGUUUUUAUGUAGUUCCUAAUUAAGUAUUGUUAUGGAUUUAUGAACUGGUAAUAUUUGUCCAAGUUUAAUAGAUUAAACUAAAUUGAGGAAUC